Molecule: messenger RNA, 2457 nt
Organism: Fusarium keratoplasticum
Lineage: Eukaryota; Fungi; Ascomycota; Sordariomycetes; Hypocreales; Nectriaceae
Product: NAD(P)-bd-dom domain-containing protein
Exons: 6
Coding region: 31-2457 (808 amino acids)
Source: RefSeq, a predicted model, not a curated record
ACACUCUGUACAGCACGUUUCAACGAUAUCAUGCAGGUUACUAUCGCUCCCGCUAGCACCAGGACUGGUGCCGCCAUCGUUCGGUCACUGCUCUCGUUUGAGAACCAGUCCAUCAACAUCAAGGCUCUCUACCGGAACGUGAAAAAGGCACCUGAGGAGUUUACGUCACACGACAAAUUCACGGCCGUCGAGGCGGAUGUUUCGGAUGCUUCAUCACUGGACUUUUCUGGAUCGGAUGCUGUUCUUGCUAUUACUCCUCCAGUAUAUGACGGCCGUGACAUCGUUGCUCACGCUACAAACGUCUCCAAGAAUGUCCGUGAUGCUGUCGAGAAGGCUGGUACCGUGAAGAGGCUCGUGUUGCUCUCGAGCGUGGGGGCUGAGUUUUCUGAGGGAACAGGCGAACUCAAGACAAAUCACACUGCCGAGCAAGUCUUUAAGGACACAAAUGUUCCCGAGAUCAUCUUUGUUCGAUGCACGUAUUUCAUGGAGAACUGGACAAUGUCUCAAGAGACUCUCAAAGCACCAAAACCCUUCUUCUACUCAACCAUCACGCCCUUGGACUUUAAAGUCGCCAUGGUCGCUGUCAAAGAUAUUGGUCAAGCUCUGGCUUCAGAACUGGUCAAGAAGUCGACCCCACCCGCCAAGCCUUACAUCUUGGAGCUUCACGGACCCCAACCGUAUACACCACUGGAUGUCAAAAAUGCAUUCUCGCAAGUUCUGGAAAAGGACGUUGAGGUUAUGGCUGUCGAGAAGAAGGAUCUGCCAGCGUUUUACGGCAAAAUCUUUCCUCCUCAGAUCAUCAACGAGUGGGUUGAGAUGGCCACGUGCUUCUUGCCUGGUGGGAUAGCAGAGAAGGAUGUGACUAAGCCGAGUGAAGUUGACAUUGUUAGAGGCAAGACGGAGCUGAUUGAGGCUAUUCAAGCGGCACUGAACCCGAUAAGCAUUCCUUAUCGGACCUCGCAUCGCGACUCGUACAACAAAUUCUUGAUCCUUCAAGAACAUGCACACUCGACGACCAUGAUAAUAACCAGGGUCGCGCGCGUCGCCCUGCGUCGCCAAGCGAUAGCGACGACGAUACUUACUCGACCGAUACCGGCCCAUGCGCGAUCGUUUUCGUUUUGGGAUUUGUUCAAAACCCGAAGAGUGGCGGGGGAGGUGAAGGAGUCGACCGAGACGAAAACGAUCGAGACGGAAGCGGCCGGAACAAAGACGUCCGAUACGCAAGCGACCGAGAUACAGCCGGUGAAGAAACCGCCGUUCGAUACGGUGCCUGUUGAGACACCGCCAAGCGAGAACCAAUUGAACAAAGACGAGCCGGCCAAAGACCAGCCAGCUGAGGAAGAACCCAAGGACGAGUUCAAGGAAAAGUUCAAGGGAAGGUCCCAGAAAACACAGCCGACCGACCAACCGAAACAGAAGGAGAAGGGACCAUACAACAGCCGUCAUGGGCCAAAAUGGAUACACAUCAUAAACAGGCGCAUACAAGCGCUGCAGGAGAGGCAACGCACCAAGAAGGACAUACCCCGUUCAUUAUGGAGGGAGAUUGGGAGGGUGAAUGCCUCUGUCAAGCAGAACUGGUCGCGGGUCUUUGCUUCGAGCGAGGGCUUUCUGACGCCUAAAGAAGGCGUGGCUGGAUUGACGAAACAAGAGGUGGCUUGGGGUGAUAUGGAUAACAUGGUGAGCCAUGUCAACAACGUCAUGUACAACAAGUAUGCCGAGGCUUCCCGUAUCAACUGGAUCCGUGGAUUAUCGGAAUACCGCAAGGAUAAUACAGCGGAAGAAGUACAGGAGUACCUCCAGUUGAUGACACCCCAGUCAACUGGCCUUGUUCUGCGAAGCAUCAAGACUUGGUUCAAGUUUCCCGUCACAUUCCCCGAUCGUGUGAGUGUCUUUCACAAGAUCACCAAGCCUCCUGAACCGAACUCGGAUCACUUUAUUCUUGAGGCCAUCAUCCUCUCUGAGUACCACUACAGAACCGCCGCCAGAUUGACCGAGGAGAUCGGCAUCUACGACCACAUAGAGGGAAAGAAGACGACCUUGAAGCCUAACCAGGUUAGGGAUCUGAACCGCAUCUUCAAGAGGCAGCCGCUGAACAGGGAAGCUGCGGACAAGGAAAUCGACGAGUGGAUGGACCGACUUACCGACCUUGAGAUGAAGGUGCAGAUGAAGGGUAGACGUCUUAAGGACCUUCCUCUCAAGGAGGCUGCGGUGGAAUCUGCCAUCGACGACGCCCUUAGGGCUACUGGCGAGCUUGAAGCCGAGUUCGACGUCAGCAAGGAAGACUCCAGAUACGCAGAAGCCCCCGAAGAUCUGGAAAUCUCCAAAAAACUAGAAGCCGAGGAGGUAGAGGCUUCCAAGAACACAGUGUCAGAGUCUACUGAGGAGUCGAAAGAGUCAAGGACUCCGAAUACCUCCAAGGCUGCAGAGUUUUUCAAGAAGAUCUUCAAGUGGUCAUAA